Molecule: messenger RNA, 1406 nt
Organism: Dalotia coriaria
Lineage: Eukaryota; Metazoa; Arthropoda; Insecta; Coleoptera; Staphylinidae
Product: putative gustatory receptor 98c
Exons: 2
Coding region: 26-1246 (406 amino acids)
Biological process (GO): sensory perception of taste; chemosensory behavior; male courtship behavior
Cellular component (GO): membrane; neuronal cell body; axon
Source: RefSeq, a predicted model, not a curated record
GCGGUAGUGACCAGUUCGAAUUAAAAUGUCUUCUCGUGUAACCAGUAAACCAUCCAGAUCCACAUUGAUCAAAACUCAACAAGAUCUUUGUUAUUAUAAAUUACUUCAUGUGCUGGGUAAAUGUUUCGCGACACUACCAAACUUCCGACUGGAACGUAUCGAUGUCUACUCUUCAAAUAUUUGUUACGCCACCGUGGUGCUGUUGAUAUUAUGUGGAAUAUCGAUGUUUGGUAUUUUUGGUAAAUUUCAACAUAUGCGAAACUUCCUCGCACCGAGUGUGUUUCUCACCGAGAUUGCUUCCGAUGUAGUCAUAGUAACAACGAAUAUUGUGACCAUUAUCAGGAUCAACAUGUGUAAAGGCCGCAUUGUCUGUCGGAUGUUAGCAACGUUAAUGAGGAUCGAUUCGGAAUUGCGACAGAUCGAUGAGAGUCAAGUUCAAUAUCCGUCGAAACAAUUCGUGGGUGAAUUAAGUUUUAUUUUGAUCUUUUUCUUGAUAUUUUUGAUAUAUAAUAUUUAUAUUUGGAUGGUGACUGUGGGUUGGACGAUAUUUCGCUUUUUUGCGAUGCGGGACGUGCAGAACUUUCAAGUACUAGUGACGGCCAUCUUGUUGAGUAGCUACGCGACCGCCAUCUGUAACCGCGUGCAUAUAAUGAACGAGAUUUUAAUCAAAACCAAUCCGAAUGUGCAUUUGAGUCCGCAGUUGUUUUUUAGAAGCUCUGCAGCGUCUAGAAUGUGUUCGAAUAAGCAGAUAUGUAACUCUGUAAAAAAGCUUAGAAUGGUUUUUGUGCAUUUGAUGCAAGCUAUUGAUGACUACAACAAUGUUUUCGGAUGGGUGCAUUUCAUCCUCUACGUUAAUAUUGUAAUAACGCUAUUGAACCCGAUUAAUUUGAUGUUGGUUUAUGGUGUUGGGGAUAAAGAAUUUCCAGGUGGACAUUUUGAUAUUCGAUUGGUUAUACUCUGUAUUAUAUGGGCUGCGUUACCAGGCUUGAUUGCGACGUGGAUUUUCUCAGCGUGUGAUCAUUGCAUAGCAGAAAUAAAGAAGAUUCCGAAUAUCUGCCACUGUUUAGUGCAAGAAUUUGAUGAGGAUAAUGAGACAGCUUGUCAAUUAGAAAAACUAGCACAGCAGGUAGCGAAUAGUUGCCCGGAAUAUACAGCAGCUGGAUUUUUUACUGUUAACUACAAUAUUUACUUUUCUUUGAUUGGGUCCAUAACAACUUACUUUAUAGUUUUGAUACAAUUCAGAUAAUUCACGACUUGAAUAAUGAAUAUGUAUAUAUUUUUGAUAUUGAUGUUUGUUUUGCGUUGUAUAAACUAUGGUUGGUGUUAAUAGACGAUAAUUUGCAUAUUAAAUUGAAGAGGUUUAAAAGACAUCAAUUUCUUUCAUGUGUGUGUGAUACCUACUCAUA